Molecule: messenger RNA, 1335 nt
Organism: Candida dubliniensis CD36
Lineage: Eukaryota; Fungi; Ascomycota; Pichiomycetes; Serinales; Debaryomycetaceae
Product: bifunctional AAA family ATPase chaperone/translocase
Exons: 1
Coding region: 1-1335 (444 amino acids)
Biological process (GO): protein insertion into mitochondrial inner membrane from matrix; mitochondrial respiratory chain complex III assembly
Cellular component (GO): mitochondrial inner membrane
Molecular function (GO): ATP binding; ATP hydrolysis activity
Source: RefSeq, a predicted model, not a curated record
AUGACUCAGACACCUCAGUCAAUUGAUUUCGAAAAAAUAAAAGAGUCAUCAGAUGGAACUUUAAAGGGAAUGUUAACCCAGGGGUUCAAUGAAAUAGUUGUCAAUAACCCGUAUUUUGCGGCUGGUGGUGGAUUGAUGUUGCUUGGUACAGGAUUGGCAUUAGCAAGACUGGGAGUAGUGAAAGGAUCAGGAUUUGUUUAUCGUCAGUUAUUAGUUGAUUUGGAAAUUCCUUCGAAAGAUAAAUCGUACCUAUGGUUCUUGGAAUGGAUGUCCCAAUAUAAGCAUAGAACUUCGCGUCACUUAUCUGUUGAAACCAAUGUGAUCACUCAUGAUAAUGGUGCUAUCACUACUAAUUUUUCAUUAGUUCCAGGACCCGGGAAACAUUUGAUAAGAUAUAAGGGGGCAUUUAUGUUAGUAAAUCGUGAACGAUCAGGGAAAUUGUUGGACAUGACUAGUGGUACACCUUUUGAAACUGUGACCUUGACAACCCUUUACCGAGAUCGCAAAUUGUUUAAUGACUUAUUGAGCGAGGCAAAAAGUUUGGCAUUAAAAGCUCGUGAAGGGAAAACAGUUAUCUUUACGUCAUGGGGUCCCGAAUGGAGACCUUUUGGACAGCCUCGCUCCAAAAGAUUGUUGGGGUCGGUUAUUUUAGAUGAAGGAAUUGCCGAAAACAUUGUCAAUGAUGUUAAGGAUUUUCUUACUAGUGGUGAAUGGUAUCACAAACGUGGUAUACCUUACCGAAGAGGCUAUUUGUUAUAUGGACCCCCUGGAAGCGGUAAGACUUCUUUCAUACAAGCAUUGGCUGGAGAGUUGGAUUACAAUAUUUGCAUCUUAAAUCUAUCCGAAAACAAUUUGACUGAUGAUAGAUUGAACCAUUUAAUGAAUCACAUACCGAAUAGAUCUAUUUUACUAUUAGAAGAUGUUGACGCUGCUUUUAAUAAAAGGGAACAAACCAAUGAUCAAGGUUUUAGCAAUGGGGUAACUUUCUCUGGAUUGCUAAAUGCGUUAGAUGGUGUUGCAAGUGCUGAAGAAUGUAUUACAUUUAUGACUACAAAUCACCCCGAAAAGUUGGAUCCAGCUUUGCUUAGACCAGGAAGAGUUGAUUAUAAAGUCAUGAUAGACAACGCAACCGAAUAUCAAGUUAAGCGCAUGUUCUUAAGAUUUUAUGAAAAUGAAGAAGAGCUUUGUGAGAAAUUUUUAACCAAGUAUAGAAAGUUAAAUAUGCAACAUGUUAGUACAGCACAAUUGCAAGGGUUGUUCGUAUACAACAAGAGAGAUCCGGAGGCAGCAAUUGCCAUGAUAGAAACAUUACAGAACCCAAACACUGUAUUUUAA